Arvicanthis niloticus (Nile rat) is the source of this 5337-nucleotide messenger RNA. It is a transcript of the gene Hook3, whose product is annotated as hook microtubule tethering protein 3. Gene Ontology annotation, molecular function: microtubule binding; dynein light intermediate chain binding. The record is from RefSeq and is a predicted model, not a curated record. Gene Ontology annotation, cellular component: centrosome; cytoplasm. Gene Ontology annotation, biological process: cytoplasmic microtubule organization; cytoskeleton-dependent intracellular transport. Lineage: Eukaryota; Metazoa; Chordata; Mammalia; Rodentia; Muridae.
GCCUGGGCUCGCGCUACGCUGCGCUCGCGCAAGAGGGCGUGGGCUGGCGGCGCCGGGUGCGCGCAGGGAGCGCGCGGCCCCGAGCAAGGGAAGGAGGGGCUGGUGACAGUGCGGAGCUAUUGCCAGCGUCCGCGCCCCGGGAGCGGCCGGACGGAAGAGAAGGUUCGCCAGACGCCGGUCGGCUGCCUGACCCUUCGGACUCAACCCCGAGCCGAGCGGCCGCGGCUUCUGGUUGGUUGAGGAGACGCUGCGGCCACCUCAGGAAGAUGUUUAACGUGGAGUCUGUGGAGCGGGUGGAGCUGUGCGAGAGCCUGCUCACUUGGAUCCAGACCUUUAAUGUGGAUACACCAUGCCAGACUGUGGAAGAUUUAACAAAUGGUGUCGUGAUGUCCCAGGUUCUUCAGAAGAUAGAUCCUGCAUAUUUCGAUGAUAAUUGGCUAAACAGAAUCAAAACUGAAGUAGGAGACAACUGGAGGUUAAAGAUUAGCAAUUUAAAGAAAAUUUUAAAAGGCAUCUUGGAUUACAAUCAUGAGAUUUUAGGACAGCAGAUUAAUGAUUUUACCCUUCCUGAUGUGAACCUUAUUGGGGAGCAUUCUGAUGCAGCAGAGCUCGGAAGGAUGCUCCAGCUCAUUCUAGGCUGUGCUGUGAACUGUGAGCAGAAGCAAGAGUACAUUCAAGCCAUUAUGAUGAUGGAGGAAUCUGUCCAGCAUGUCGUCAUGACAGCCAUUCAAGAGCUAAUGAGUAAAGAGUCUCCUGUCUCUGCUGGAAAUGAUGCCUAUGUUGAUCUCGAUCGCCAGUUGAAAAAAACUACAGAAGAAUUAAAUGAAGCUUUGUCAGCAAAGGAAGAAAUUGCUCAGAGAUGCCACGAAUUGGAUAUGCAGGUUGCAGCACUGCAAGAGGAGAAAAGUAGUUUAUUGGCAGAAAAUCAGAUAUUAAUGGAACGACUCAAUCAAUCUGAUUCUAUAGAAGAUCCCAAUAGUCCAGCAGGAAGAAGGCAUUUGCAACUUCAGACUCAGUUAGAACAGCUGCAAGAAGAAACAUUCAGACUAGAAGCAGCCAAAGACGAUUACCGAAUACGCUGUGAGGAGUUAGAAAAGGAGAUCUCUGAGCUUCGGCAGCAGAACGACGAGCUAACCACCUUAGCAGAUGAAGCUCAGUCUCUAAAGGAUGAGAUAGACGUUCUCAGACACUCUUCUGAUAAAGUAUCUAAACUAGAAGGUCAAGUUGAGUCUUAUAAAAAGAAGCUAGAAGACCUUGGGGAUUUGAGGCGGCAGGUUAAACUCUUGGAAGAAAAGAAUACGAUGUACAUGCAGAACACUGUCAGUCUGGAAGAAGAAUUAAGAAAAGCUAAUGCUGCCCGGGGUCAGCUUGAGACAUACAAGAGACAGGUUGUAGAGCUGCAAAAUAGAUUAUCUGAUGAAUCAAAGAAAGCAGAUAAGUUAGAUUUUGAAUAUAAGCGGCUAAAAGAAAAAGUUGAUGGUCUUCAGAAAGAAAAGGAUAGGUUAAGAACGGAAAGGGACUCUCUGAAGGAAACCAUUGAAGAGCUACGUUGUGUGCAGGCUCAGGAGGGGCAGCUCACCACCCAAGGGUUAAUGCCUCUGGGAAGCCAGGAAUCUUCAGACAGCCUUGCAGCAGAGAUUGUUACACCUGAAAUCAGGGAGAAACUUAUUCGUCUUCAGCAUGAGAAUAAGAUGUUAAAAAUCAAUCAAGAGGGUUCAGACAAUGAGAAAAUUGCCUUAUUGCAGAGCCUUCUAGAUGAUGCAAAUCUACGCAAGAAUGAGCUGGAGACUGAGAACAGGCUUGUGAAUCAGAGACUUCUAGAAGUACAGUCACAAGUAGAAGAACUGCAAAAAUCUUUGCAGGAUCAAGGCUCAAAAGCAGAAGAUUCAGUUCUUCUAAAAAAGAAGCUUGAAGAACAUCUAGAGAAGCUGCAUGAAGCCAACAAUGAAUUACAGAAAAAGAGAGCCAUUAUUGAAGAUCUGGAGCCAAGAUUUAACAACAGCUCCUUAAGAAUUGAAGAAUUGCAAGAAGCUUUACGGAAGAAAGAAGAAGAAAUGAAGCAAAUGGAAGAACGCUAUAAAAAAUAUUUAGAGAAAGCCAAAAGUGUUAUCCGUACAUUAGACCCUAAACAGAAUCAAGGAGCAGCACCAGAAAUACAAGCUCUUAAAAACCAACUGCAGGAGCGAGACCGCCUCUUUCACUCAUUAGAGAAAGAAUAUGAGAAAACGAAGAGUCAAAGAGACAUGGAGGAGAAAUACAUUGUUAGUGCCUGGUACAAUAUGGGAAUGACUCUACAUAAAAAGGCGGCUGAAGACAGACUAGCUAGCACAGGUUCAGGGCAGUCAUUUCUGGCUAGGCAAAGACAAGCAACCAGCACAAGAAGAUCCUACCCAGGCCAUGUCCAGCCAGCCACAGCAAGGUAGAAAGGUCUUGCCACUAGGAAUUUUUAAAAAGUAUACUUCUGUUACAUAUAACAACAUUUCAGGAAAUUCAGCCAGCUUGUUUUAUUUCUCUCCUGUGUUAAUAUUUAGUGUUUCUCACAUGAGGCUUUCUCUCUCUCUUGUAUCUUUUAGUUACUUUGUCCUUUACUUUAUGGUCUUUUCAGUUCCUUUUAAUGUGCCAAAAAUUUGUAAAUGUACAAUUAAAAGUGUUGUAUAAUAGUGUAAUACUUUUUCUUUGUAUGAAAAUGUCUUCUUCCCCAUUUGUGUGGGCUUUGUAAAGAAUCGGAUUUUCUGCCAAUAAUUGAUACACAAUUUAUAUUCUUUAUCGUGCCUACCGUGUUACCAUACUUUAUAAGAAUGUCUUUGUUUAAAGGGAAUUAAUCUUUUUAUGGUGUAUUAAUCUGUGUUUUCAAUUGUUUUCCAAAUGCACUUCAGAUAACUUAAAUAUAUACUGUACUAUAUGAAGUGGUAUCAAAUGCACUUUUUGCAAAGACGAAUACAUUGGCAGAGGUGCUAGUCAGACCUGUGGCACCUGGCAGGAUCCCUCAGAGGGGAGAAAUUAAACUUAUUAUAAGGUUUAAGUUCUUAUAUGAAAUUUCAUUCUUUCCUGCUAUAUUGUUUGCUGGCAGAAGUGAAAUUGGUCAAGAUAUUUGGUUAGAAAUUACAGAGGAUAAGAAUUUGGCAGGAUUUUUUUUUCCUUCCUUUGGAAUAUCUUAGUAGCUACGAGUCAGAUUCUAGCCAUGCACUUUUAAUUGCUCUCCACAUGUGAAAGAUUUAUUUUCAUAUAGGUAGCCUUAUCUUUGGGGCAGUUCUUUGACUAUGCCUCAUAUGUUUUAUAUAUUCUGUGAGCCUUUCCCUUUCUUAAUUAAUCUUGGAUAGCUAACAUCUUAAUGUGAUUCAUUAACAUCAGUAUAUGACUCUCUGUACGUAAUGUUAUGGCAGAGCUCUUUAUAGUUUUUCUUAACUCUACCUACAAGUCCAAGAAGUGGUAACAGGACAGAUUUUCUUGGGUAUUUGGUUGCUCAAAGUGCGUAUGUUGUAUGCCACAUUUAUUUACAUAGGUGAAUGUCUGCUAAGCAAUCAUGUGAAGUACUUUGUCUAUAUAAGGAAUUAUAUAAUUUUAAACUAUCACUUAUUUGAAAAUGAUCUACCUUUUGUCUUUUUCUAUAUUGAUUUGUGAAUUUGAUCCCAAAUUAUAUUGAAGGUUUCCUCCAGCCUUUUUCUUGUUCCAUACCACAUUUUUUAAAGAAAAAAAAAUCUGAAAUUAGGUCAGAGAGGGCUAUUUUGUUUGUUUUUUAGGUAAAUCAUCUAAGUGGAAGAUGUUAUUUGUGGAAUUGUUGUUUGUAAGUUCUGGUGUCAUUUAGUUCUCUAUAAAAGACAAAUAAUUUAACUCAACUUUAAUGUGAUUAAGAAUUUUCAGAAACCAUAUUCAAGUGCUUCACUUUAACUCCCUCUUUUUUAAGAAAAUUGACCUAGAAAUUCAUCCUGCAUGUUGUGUCUUACUUUUGUAGACAGAGUCUUUAUGUAACCCAGGCUGCCAUGAACACAUGAUCCUCUUGGGUUGUAGGCAUGAACCAACAUUCUAAGUUCUUAGAAUUUUUUUUCUUCAUAAAAAGGUAUCAGACUUAGAGAAAGGACACUACUAAUCACUAAUCACGAAGCAUUUCUUUAAAAUAAAAAUAAACCUAAAAACACCCUCACAGCAAAUGUACAAGUACACGGUGAGGCAUCUGCCUGGGAAGACCAAAGCAGCAGGCACCGGGGAUAGCAGAGAGCACUGUUAGCACCUGUACUCUGGGGUUUCAGGCCGGCAGACCUGGUAGUUGAGGGCUCCUUUUUUUUUUUUUUUGUUGUUUUUGUUUUUGUUUUUGUUUUUGUUUUUGUUUCAAGACAAUCCAGCUAUAUUAAUACUAUCCAGACCUGCCUCAAAUCCUUUGACUCAAAACCAUCCUCCUGCCUCUGCCUCCCAAGAGGCUGAGAUUAUGGUAUGUGCCACCAUGUCCACACGGUAGAUCAAGUUUAAAAAUAAAAGAAUAAAACUUGGGGUCAGCACAAUGGCUCAGCUGGAAGAGUAGUACUUGCCGCCACACCUGACUGCCUGAGCUCAAUUCCUGGGGCCCAGCUGAUGAGGGAACAAGCAACUCCCCAAUAAGUAUGUUUUAAAAGGUUUAAAAUAGUUCUCACUCCACCGUUAGUUCACAGAAUAUCUGAGAUUCAACCAUUUGUACAUCAAAUUAGUUUAUGAUUCCUACUCCAGCAAGAUUAUUGGUUGAUGGGAAAUGAUACCUGUAAAGCGAAUGUGAAUACAAGAGACUCCUGAAGCUGCUCUUCAACUUUUGGAAAUGCCUUGCGCUUUCGGAAGGAAGGUUAGCUUCUGCUCUUCUUUCAGCAUCUGUUGUGUGGUAAUUUCAGUGUUUGUAGCCUUCACUGUUGUUUGCUCUGUCUUUAAUGUUUGGUGGAAUUCCUUCAGUAAAUUGGAGAAAUAUCACUCAUGAUAUUUCAGAAUAAAAUAAAACAUGCUUUCAUAAGAAACAGCAUCUGAAUAUACUUUAGGCAUUAUAAAGCCAAGAAAAAAAACUUAGCUACGGCAGGGGCACCUUUCCCACUGUGUGGCUUAAGUCAGGAUUUAGGGGACUGUAGUUUCUCUGUCAGAGAUCUGAUUAUACUUGGUCUCUGUAAAAGUUAAGAGGUUGGUGAUGGUGGGCUGUACCUUCACAGGCUUCUUUACUUUCCUAAAGCCUUCUAUGCUUGUUCAUGUAUCUUGUCCUGGCAUGAGCAAGAGGAUGAGGACGCUGUCAUUGUGUCAGGCAGGAGCUGUCACCAGCAUCUGAAUAUUUUCUGUACCUUCCAACCAGUGUUUACCCAGAAAAAAAAAAAAGUAAAGCAAACUACUAAA